Messenger RNA from Aedes albopictus (Asian tiger mosquito), 1681 nucleotides. RefSeq names its product facilitated trehalose transporter Tret1-2 homolog. Gene Ontology annotation, biological process: carbohydrate transport; transmembrane transport. NCBI's taxonomy places the organism in Eukaryota, Metazoa, Arthropoda, Insecta, Diptera, Culicidae. Gene Ontology annotation, cellular component: membrane. The transcript is spliced from 9 exons. Gene Ontology annotation, molecular function: sugar transmembrane transporter activity. The coding region runs from base 263 to 1654 and encodes 463 amino acids. The record is from RefSeq and is a predicted model, not a curated record.
GAGUUUAUCUCUAGUCUCGUGGCGCAGAUAGAACCGAGCAAAGAUAAAACGUUACGAGCUAUCACAAAGGAAAUGUUUGGUCCUGCUGGACAGUGGAUGGAUAGUAAUGAAUGGCGACUCCAGUUGCAUUUUGAAGAGUCUGCAUUUACAAUGCACGUCAGACGAAAAGCAUUAUUUAUGCAUUUUGUUAUCUCGUAAGCCCUGGUAGUAACGUCCAUUAGUAAGUGGACCGGUGUGCAGGAUAGUCCCAAGAUUUAUCAUAAUGAAACCAGUCAACAGUGCAAAAAAUCAAUACCUGGCAACAUUUUUCUUAAAUUUGCUGGCGAUUAGCUAUGGUUCCAGUUCGGGGUGGAUGUCACCCUCGAUUCCGAUUCUGCAAUCGGAAAACUCACCACUGCCCAGUGGACCCAUUUCCACAGAGGAAGGUGCCUGGAUUGGAGCAACGCUUUGCCUUGGUGGAGUGGUCGGGAACAUCGUGUCCGGAUGGAUGGCCGAUCGGUAUGGACGAAAGUGGACAGCGUACAUUGCAGUUAUACCCCAAAUUGUUUCGUGGAUUUUGGUCAUAGUUGCAGAUAAUGUAUAUUACUUGAUCGCAAUGCGGUUUCUUUCGGGUUUUGGAGGAGGAGUCUGCUACAUGAUAAAUCCCAUGUUUAUCGCCGAAAUUGCUGAAGACAGGAUAAGAGGACUUCUCGGUUCGACCUUGGUCUUUUCCAGCAAUUUAGGGCUCUUGGUUAUGUACAUUUUGGGUGCUUCAGUACCAUACCACAUAGUGCCAUACGUGCUGAUUACCGUACCAGUGGUUUUUCUGAUUGGGUUCAUCUCCGUUCCCGAUACACCUUUCCACUAUAUGAGGCAAAACAAGUAUCAGAGUUCGGAAAGUUCACUUAAGUUCUACCGUGGCUAUUCAUCAGAAAGAGAGCUCGUUUCUGUGGAAUUCCAACAGGAGCUGCUCCGAUUGAAGGACUAUUGCGGAGACGAGAAACAAGUCGCCCACAAAAAUCAAAUCACAUGGAAAGAUUUAAGUACACCUCACGCCAGGAAGGCAUUCCUGAUUGGAAUCUGCUUGAUGGCUUUCAAUCAAUUUUGUGGCUGUUUUGCCAUGCUCAACUAUACGGCAACUAUUUUUGCGGACUCUGGUUCCACGUUGUCGGCCAACAUGUCGGCCAUCGUUACGGGUUCACUGCAGAUGGUAGGAUCGUACUGUUCCACGCUGCUGGUCGAACGCGCUGGACGAAAGCCGCUCCUGAUACUAUCCGGCACAGGCAUGGCAAUAGGCCUUACGAUUUUUUCCGGAUAUUCGUACGCCAAAGCUCUUGGCUAUGAUGUGGAUUCCUUCAGAUGGCUACCAUUAGUUUGCUUUUCGUUCGUUAUAUUCAUUGCCUCCAUCGGAGUGCUGCCACUGCCUUUCCUGGUUCUAGCCGAAUUGGUACCACAGAAGACAAAGGAGUUAAUAUUCAGCACAUGCAUGAGCAUCUCAUGGCUUUUUGCGUUCAUCUCGGUUAAGUAUGUUGCAACACUAUUCGGCUUACUCGGCAUACAUGGUACCAUGAUGCUCUUUGCUGCGUGUUCUAUGAGUGGAGUUCUGUUUGUGGCAUUCAUGGUUCCGGAAACCAAAGGCAAAAGUUUCGAUGUCAUUGCCAAAAUGAUGAGUUAAAUAAACGAAAGAAAACAUCCAGUAGAA